AUGUUAGACCUGCUGGGAAACAAGAAGGUACUCAUCAAUGCACACCAGUUAUUUCAUACUAGCGAACGGCUGAACAUCCGGCAUAACCCAACAUCCCAAUCUUCUCUGGUUCCCGCCCAAGCCGAUCAUAUUGUGCAUCCACAACCCUCCAUCUUUUCCUUGCCUGCCUCACAGCCGGAUACUUGGAACUCGGAGUUCUGGCGACCGGGGUCAUCACCCGCAAAGCCGGUCAUUGGCCACGCUGAUCAGCAUAGUGAGGAGCCUAAGAUCCGUUCUCUGAAGCCGAGCGAUUUGACCCUCUUAUCUCGCUGGUGUGCCAGAACUUACCAAUCUCUCACCCCGGAUGGUAAAAACGGCCAAAUCUGGAGAAGCACAAUCGUCCGGGAGGCAAUGGGCAAUGCACCACUACUGGAUAGCAUCCUAGCUCUGGCAGCAUUGGAUAUUGUCUAUUCUCGCGAAAGGGACAGCAUACAGGAAAAUCAACACGAUCACCAGCAAUUCCAGUGUCUAGCUAUUCUUCAUUGGGAUCAAGCUCGCGCCGGGCUUGAACAACAGAUCAACCAGGCGAAAUCGGAACUGUCUCGCAAAGAAAGCAUGUCAUUGCUUGCUAUAUGCAAUAUGCUUAUCAUCAUCUCCUUCGCGCACGUACGAACGCCCUUAUGCUCAAGCGGAUCCGCGUUGGUAGAUCUUUGUCAAACUGUCAGCCACCUACGCGGCUCGCCGGAGAUUCUCAUCCGCCUGAUCGAUGAACUCCAACCAAGCGAGGAGCUGGCUUUCCUAGUCCGCCAGGGGAGCGGUCCCAACAUGCCAAACACCUCCACCCUGGCCAUUCAUGCUCUGCGAAAGCUUAAUAAUGAGGAUAGCACGGGGAACAACGACCCCAAAGUCCGAGAGAUUUACAUCAAAGCCAUCGAUCGAUUGGCCUCCUGUCUACGUUAUAUUGCGUGGGGCAGCCGCCCCGGGCUGAUUGGACUCUCCUGGCUGCUGGAGGUUCCAGCAGUAUUUGUAGAUUUGGUUCUGGACCAUCAGCCUAUGGCAUUGACAAUCAUGGCCCACUAUUGCGUGGUUCUAUAUCACUUACGGUCACAGUGGUGGAUGGGAACAUUUGGCAUUAGAGUCAUAGAUGAGAUCCGUCGGCUCUUGGGCAAUGAUCGCUUGGGCAAUAUACAAUGGGCGAUCGAUGGGAUAUCAACAGAUUGCACUACCUGUUUUUGA
This is a messenger RNA of Aspergillus tubingensis, 1215 nucleotides long. RefSeq names its product phosphorylase family protein. Gene Ontology annotation, molecular function: DNA-binding transcription activator activity, RNA polymerase II-specific. The record is from RefSeq and is a predicted model, not a curated record. NCBI's taxonomy places the organism in Eukaryota, Fungi, Ascomycota, Eurotiomycetes, Eurotiales, Aspergillaceae. Gene Ontology annotation, biological process: regulation of transcription by RNA polymerase II. The coding region runs from base 1 to 1215 and encodes 404 amino acids. The transcript is spliced from 2 exons.